Messenger RNA from Elephantulus edwardii (Cape elephant shrew), 3534 nucleotides. RefSeq names its product chromosome unknown open reading frame, human C20orf194 (gene DNAAF9). Lineage: Eukaryota; Metazoa; Chordata; Mammalia; Macroscelidea; Macroscelididae. The coding region runs from base 1 to 3534 and encodes 1177 amino acids. The transcript has 37 exons. The record is from RefSeq and is a predicted model, not a curated record.
AUGGAUGUGUACCCUCCGCGCCGGCUCGGCAUGCCUCGCACGCGCCCCGCGGGCGGCUCUAGCCACGGGUCGCCCUUCGUCAGCUGCAGCCGACUCCGAUGGGUCCAGAGCAUCCUGACCCAGAGCAGCAAGUCACAGCCGGAUGGGAUCCUCUGCAUCCUAGGAAUUGAUAGCAGGUACAAUGAAGGCUGCAAAGAGCUGGCAAAUUAUCUUCUCUUUGGACUGUAUGAUCAGAAUAGCAAUGAUUUUGAGAAGGCGGGAUUUUCUGAAGAAAUUCUAGAUGAUAUAAUCAUAUUGAUUAAAUCUGAUAGUGUCCAUCUGUACUGUAAUCCUAUAAAUUAUCACUAUCUCUUACCCUACGUGGCACGUUGGAGAAAUCUGCAUUUCCACUGCAUGACGGAGAAUGAGUAUGAAGAUGAGGAAGCUGCAGAAGAAUUUAAAAUUGCCAGCUUUGUGGACAUGGUCAGAGACUGUAGUAGGAUUGGCAUUCCUUACAGCUCUCAAGGUCACCUGCAGAUAUUUGAUAUGUUUGUAGUGGAGAAGUGGCCGAUUGUACAGGCUUUUGCACUUGAGGGCAUUGGAGGGGAUGGAUUUUUUACCAUGAAAUAUGAGUUGCAGGAUGUGAGUUUGAAUUUGUGGAAUGUCUACAGCAGGAUGGAUCCAAUGUCUCUGGAGAAUUUGCUUUCAGAAGAUUUAGUGGCUUUUGAACACCAGUGGACAAGCUUCUUUGCUAAUUUUGAUACAGAAAUUCCUUUCCUCCUGGAACUUUCUGAAUCUCAAGCUGGAGAGCCAUUCCGAAGUUACUUCAGUCAUGGAAUGAUCUCCAGCCACAUAACGGAAAACAGUCCUAAUAGGCAGCCUUUUGUGCUCUUUGGUAAUCACUCCACACGAGAAAACCUGAAUGCUGGCAGCUUUAACUUCCCUUCAGAAGGGCACCUGGUACGCAGCACUGGCCCUGGUGGGAGCUUUGCCAAACACAUGGUGGCACAGUGUGUCUCACCAAAGGGGCCCCUUGCUUGCUCAAGAACAUACUUUUUUGGAGCUACUCACACUCCUUACUUGGGUGAUGACAAGAAGCCGCCCAAGAAAACCGAACAAAUUAGGCUCUUAUCCCAGGUCUAUGCCGCUGUUGUUGAGGCUGUGUUGGCUGGCAUUGCUUGCUAUGCUAAAACUUCCAGUCUAACGAAGGCCAAGGAGGUGGCAGAGCAAACCCUGGGAUCUGCAUUAGAUUCUCAUGACUUGGUGCAAUUUAAGGCAGCCCUAUGCUCCAAGAUGACUUUUCAGAUACAUGCUGUGAAUAAUCAGGGAAGAAUUGUACCUCUGGACAAUGAAGAUAGCUUAUACUUUGUGAAGACGGCUUCCAUGACCGUCUAUGACAUUCCUGACUUGCUGGGAGGAAAGGGGUGCUUGGGCUCUGUGGUCUUCUCAGAAUCCUUUUUGACAUCCCAGAUCUUGGUUAGAGAGAAGAAUGGCACUGUUACCCCAGAAAGCAGCUUCGUGGUCCUGACAGCGGCCGUACCCAGAUUCUGCUCGUGGCUGGUAGAAGAUAAUGAAGUAAAAUUGUCUGAGAAAACACAGCAAGCAGUGAAGGAAGACGGCUGUUUCCUGGGCACUUUCCUGACGGCAGGAGAAGGAGCGUAUCUUUAUUCCAGCAAUCCAAACUCCUGGGCUGAGGAAGGGAAAGUGCAUUUCUUCUCAGGUGGACUUCUGUUUUCUCACCGUCACCAUGGAAGUAUCAUCAUUUCUAAGGAUCAUGUGAAUUCCAUUUCGUUCUAUGAUGGGGACUCCACCAGUGUUGUUGCUGCCCUUCUUAUAGACUUCAAAAGCUCGCUGCUGUCUCAUCUUCCAGUGCAUUUUCACGGAUCAAGCAAUUUUCUGAUGCUUGCCCUUUUCCCCAGAUCGAAGAUAUACCAAACAUUUUACUCAGAGGUCUUCUCCCCCUGGCAACAGCAGGCUAACUUAGGACUCUGUUUAAAAGUGAUCCAGGAAGAUGGAUUAUCUGUGGAACAAAGGAGAUUACACUGCAGUGCCCAGAAGCUCUUCAGUGCCCUGGGCCAUCCUGCCGGGGAGAAAUGGAGCCCCCUGAAGCUGCUCUCAGCCAGACUCCCGGAGCUGGACUGGUUCCUCCAACAUUUCGAAGUCAGCAGCGUUAGUUGGGAGCCCGUGAUGAGGGCUCAUCUUCCUGUCCUGCUGCAGCAAGCUGAAGUCAGCCCUCCUGUCAAGGUGGAAAAAGACAAGGUCAUUAUCAGCAUCAUAACUGGCCUCCCAGGCUGUCAUGCUAGUGAGCUCUGUGCUUUUCUGGUCACACUGCAUAAGGAAUAUGGCAGGUGGAUGGUUUACCGCCAGCUCAUGGACAGCUCCGAGUGCUUCCACGCUGCCCACUUCCAGAGAUUCCUUUCCAGCGCUGUGGAGGCCCAGCAAAACCGUUCUGCUCGCCAGGCAGCCUACACCCGCAAGAAGUCCAGACUGCUGGUGGUGUUGCAAGGCUAUACAGAUGUUAUUGACGUUGUCCAGGCACUGCAGACCCAUCCAGACACAAAUGUCAAGUCUUCCUUUACGAUUGGUGCGAUCACGGCGUGCGUGGAGCCCCUGAGUUGCUACAUGGAGCACAGAUUUCUCUUCCCUAAGUGUCUUGAUCAGUGUUCACAAGGGUUGGUGAAUAAUGUGGUGUUUACCAGUCACACCUCGGAGCACAGGCAUCCUCUCCUUGUUCAGCUGCAGAACCUCAUCAGGGCCGCCAAUCCUGCCGCAGCCUUCAUUCUUGCAGAAAAUGGGAUUGUCUCCAGGAAUGAGGACAUUGAGCUGAUUCUCUCAGAAAAUAGUUUUUCCAGCCCUCAGAUGCUCCGAGCUCGAUAUUUAAUGUACCCUGGCUGGUAUGAAGGUAUAUUUGAUUCUGGAUCGGUCUUUCCGCUAAUGGUUCAGAUCUGCGUCUGGUUUGGUCGGCCCUUAGAGAAGACUCGCUUUGUGGCCAAAUGCAAAGCAAUUCAGGCCUCCAUCAAGCCGAGUCCCUUCUCUGGAAACAUCUACCAUAUCUUGGGCAAAGUGAAGUUUUCAGACUCUGAGAGGACGAUGGAGGUCUGCCACAACACUCUAGCCAAUUCUUUAAGCAUCGUGCCGGUGUUGGAGGGACCCACUCCACCACCUGACUCCAGAAGCACACCUCAGGACAGCGGUGGGCAGCAGGAGUACUACCUUGUGUUCAUCGGCUGCUCCCUGAAGGAAGACAGCGUCAAGGACUGGCUGCGGCAGUGCGCGAAGCAGAAACCUCAGAGGCGAGCUCUGAAGACCAGGGGGAUGCUGACGCAGCAGGAAAUCAGGAGCAUCCACGUGAAACGUCACCUGGACCCCCUACCUGCUGGCUACUUUUAUAACGGAACUCAGUUUGUCAACUUCUUUGGUGACAAGACAGAUUUUCACCCACUCAUGGACCAGUUCAUGAAUGACUACGUGGAAGAAGCCAACCGAGAAAUCGAGAAGUACAACCGGGAGUUGGAGCAGCAGGAAUUCCACGACCUGUUCGAGCAGAGGUCCUAG